CGACCAGCUGGGUAAAUAUGGCGUCUGUCUCUGGAUGUGAACGUUAACUGGAGCUGCUGUCUGUCACGGGGGCUUCUGUCGCACCUUCCCGCCGUGUUUUUGCUCACAAAUCAGCAACGUGACGGGUGGAAAUGUAAAGAGGAGAAGGAGAGGAGCUUUCCAGUGAUGUCGCCUCGUAUUUUUUUCCCUCUUGCACAGCGUGAGUGGUGUGAUGUCUGCUCGGAGGCUGAGACUGGCGAUACAUAAGGACUGAUGUUAACGGGUGUCCUGCGGCUGUAUUUCCUUUAUCGGACACGGAUGCUGUUGUGUAGACUGGUGCCUGGUGUGUAGACUGGUUACUGUGUGUAGACUGGUCCCUGUAUGUAGACUGAUUACUGUGUGUAGACUGGUCCCUUAUGUGUAGACUGGUCCCUGUAUGUAAACUGGUGACGGUGUGUAGACUGGUCCCUGUAUGUAGAUUGAUUACUGUGUGUAGACUGGUCCCUGUUGUGUAGACUGGUCCCCAUUGUGUAGACUGGUCCCUUAUGUGUAGACUGGUCCCCAUUGUGUAGACUGGUCCCCAUUGUGUAGACUGGUCCCCAUUGUGUAGACUGGUCCCUGUUGUGUAGACUAGUCCCCAUUGUGUAGACUGGUCCCUUAUGUGUAGACUGGUCCCUGUAUGUAGACUGAUCCCUAUGUAGACUACUUCCUGCAGGGGUUCAGCUAAUGUUAAAGCCCACUCUGCUGUGGUAAAUCACAUAAAGCAGCUAGAAUUUGUACACCCUGUCCAGCUGUAUGACCAGUAUCUUUCCCAUCGCUGCUGUAUAAGAGCAGAAUGACCAGUCUGAUUAUACUUUCUGCGGCCGCCCUUCACCGCUGUGCUCUGACAGCUGUUUUAUGACUGUCGGUGGCGCUGCAGUGUGUGUUGUGUCUCUCAUGCCUUUCUCGACGACACCACUAUGAUAGGCUCCCCGGACGUGGUGGCGUUCACUAAAGAGGAUGAGUAUGGCCAGGCUAAUCCAGACCCCUGGGCUCUCCCGGAGGAGUUCUCAGUUCCCCUCCAUCCGCUGGCUGACUCCAACCCCUGGGCCAAAACCUCCUACGCCAAGUUCACCAAAGACUUCAUCCUCAUCUCUGAGUUCUCCGAGCAGGUGGGCCCUCAGCCUCUCCUCACCAUCCCCGAUGACCCUAAAGUCUGCGGCACGUUCGAUCUCAACUACUUCUCCCUCCGCAUCAUGUCAGUGGACUAUCAGGCCUCAUUCGUAGGGCAUCCGCCCGGCAGCGGCUACCCACGGCUCAGUUUUGUGGAGGACUCGAGGGUGGUGCUGGGCGAUUCAAAAGAGGGGGCGUUUGCCUACGUCCAUCAUCUGACCCUUUACGACCUGGAAGCAAGGGGCUUCGUGCGACCGUUCUGCAUGGCGUACGUCGCAGCAGAUGAGAGGAAAAUCAUGCUGCAGUUUCAGGAGCUGUCCCUCCGCUUCUCUCAGGCCUCCGAGUGUCUGAAGGCUGGGAAUAGGAGAGCGUUCGCCAAGGAACUCCGGAGGAAGCUGCAGGACCUUGAGUACACUCACUCGGUGCUGCAGCGGGAGGAGGGCCUGCAGAGAGAGGCGGGGCCUCAGUGCAUGUACUCGGCUCACGCUGUGGAGAAGGCCAAUGAACUUGCAAAUGUCGAAAAGAGUAUUUAUGAACACAGAGACCUACUGAGGCAGAUCAGCUGCUACCAUCGCCGUCCACGCCGGGACCCUCACGCCGUCACCUGCCAAAAGUGUAUGACCGAGUGCUUGAGUGAGUGUGAGGAGCUGCUGGAUAAAUACGUCAAGCUUGCCAACCCUUUCGGUUACAGCGAGAAAGAGGAGGAAGGACAGGGUCAGCUUGAUGAUGAAGGCGGUGAUGAAGAAGCGUAUGAGGACGACGAUGAGGGCGUUAAACGCAGGCCGUCCUACACGCCACAGCUGAUUAAAGCCAAGUCUGCCAAGUGUUUCGACAAGCGCCUGAAGACGCUGCAAGAGCUGUGUGACGAAACUUUCUACGAAGCCACUCUGGAGCUGCUGAAGGAGACGGAGAGGAGUUUCCGGGGGGAUCUUUGUUACCUGCACACUCGCCGCUUGGACAAGGCUCUCCGCAGAAAACAGCGAGUUGCAAACUUCUUGUUUGAGGAGGACCUUGGUGAUGAUGAUGAAGAUGAAGUAGAAACACUAAGACCAUUCUGUGCUGUGAACCAUGCCAUAGACGGCUAUAUACUCUUAAAUCCACCUCCUAUUGUGCUGGGACCAGAACCUCUUGAGCUAGACGUACUGGAACCUCCAGAUCCUCUAGACCCAGCCUCUGAGAUGAGCCAUACUCAGGAGAGUGAGCUUGGUCUUGGGGAGAGCCAUCUGGAGUCAUCCCCCUCAGACCAGACUCUAGAGACCCAGGAGAGCUCAGAGGAGACCAAAGGAAGCUUCAGCAGCGAUAAGAGUGGAGUAGGUCAAUCAGAGAAGCAACAGAGUCUGACUAGUAUGAAGUCAGAGGCACCUGAUCCUGAUUCGGACUUGACCCCUGACCCUGACCAUAACACUGACCUGGAGAGGGAGAGUAGCAGUGAAGAGAUGGAGACCACUGCAGGGGACGAUGAGGGGGACAACGGGGGAGACCAGACACCUGUGUCUUUACUGGAGAUGGUGUCUGAGCUACAGGCCAGUAAGGAGGAUGAGUGUGGAGGCGGGAAUGAGUCCGACUUGUUGGUUCCAAUUGAUACAGCAUGCUGUAUGGCCCAGGAGGGUUUCCUUUAUGAGGCUUCUGCCCCGGACGCGAUGCCUUGCCUGCUCCAAAGCUCCCACCCACAGCCCUCCCCCACCCUGGUGGUCAACCAGGAGCCCCAGGCCCUUCUUCCACUGCAGGACGACUACACUGUGGGUUCUCCGUGCUCAGAAAGUCCUGCUACAGGGCUGGAGCUGCCUGUGGGCCAGCUUGGAGAUGCAGUUUCCCGUACCUCAGUGGAGGAUGGAUCAGACUGCACCAUGAGUGCGUCCACAGGGUCUGAUCGGGCGGCCUCGCCUCUCGGCUAUGGGAGGGUAGUGACCCUAUGUCAACGGAAGAAGGCUGGGCAAGGAGCUUUGAGGUUUGUGCGUCAGUACCCCUUUGCCAUGCAAGCUCUGUGGUGUCUGCUGAGCGGCAGAACCCUGGUGGUGCUCGGGGCAGACGAGGGAAGAGUUCGCCGGCUGGUUGCUGCUCUGGCUCUCUUUGUUCCAGCUCCUGGGAAGUGUGGAGAGAGGGUUCAAGCCUGGCUGUCCUGUCCCUUCACCCUCACUGACCUGCAGAGGUGGAAACUUAUUGGCUUGCAAAGAGUUGCGUCUCCGGUGGGCUCCAGCAUGCUGUACUCACUGUCCCGCUACAGCCGCUACAUCUCCAUACUGGAUGCCGACCAGAAGACUUUGCGAUGUCCGCCGUACCGCGGCCGACUCCUUGCCAACAUCGCCGACCAUCGCACCUACAUCCGCCGCGGCUCCACCUACUUCCUCCACAUACAGAGCACGCUCUGUCACCUGGCAGCCAAGGCCUUUCUGUUCACCUUCACCCACCACCUCCACCUGCCCGUCAGCUCCACAGAGGGACCCGAGGUCGUCGAGGGCCGGCGUCGCUGCUUCCUGCAGGAGCAGCUGGGGCUGGGCGAGGAGGACAGCCAGAUACUGCUCUACCUCAGCCAGCUCAUCACUCAGCAGUACCUGCAGCCUGCCGCCGGGAGCAGCGCAGCAGCACCCUGUUUUAGUUUUAACUACACCACCAGCGUUUUAUACAAAAUCUAAUAAUAUACUGGGGGGAGGAUUCUUACUCACAUUUUAGCAAAAAUCGUCUGUGACACUUUGAUUUUUAAUGGACCAAAGGUGAUCUGAAUAAGGUCUAUGGUCAGUUUAGUUUCAGGACAAACUCAGUGCACUGCGUUGUUUUAUCUGUGUUGAAUCUCUCUCUGCCUUGCUUUCUUUUACUCUGCUCUCGCUCUUUUCUCUGGUUGAAGGGAAAAGGCGACGGCCAGAUGUGAAUAUCCGUGAGUUGCUCACUUGUGUGUAUUUGAUCUGGAGCAUGUUGAUGCUCAGAAACACGCAUAACAGAGCAGACAAAAGCCAACUUUGCUCAUUGUCUUUUCAGUCAAUUGUGUGUGUGUGGUUUUUUUUUGUUUUGUUUUGUUUUUUUUAAUCAUGCAGAAAUUAAUCCAACAUGGUGGUCUAUGUGUGCUGGUCCGACCUUAGCCAGCUUACUAACAGGUUCAGUCUCUGCUAUGCGUUAAUUAUGGCAAGCCGUUUUAGCUUUAAUAGCUGGACUGGAUAUCUGUAAAUUAGUUCUUUCUAAUCAGGCAGAAAAUUUCAAAUAUCCAGGACAAAGAGCUGAAUUCUGACUAGUUGUAAUUCUAGCUUUAGAUAUCUAGUUUCCUUCAAAUCAGUAUUAAAUUAGAUUCUUCCCUGUCUGUAGUUAUAUCAGAAGCUACAGUAAGUCAUAGACAGAAGCAUACUAUGGCACUGCAACUGUAACUGCGUAUGACAAACCAUUUUACCACCAAGUCAGAGAAGUCUGAGGGUGAAGUUCUAGUAAAUCUCAACCACAACUCGCUAAUGGACGAAGCUGUUAUUCUCCACAAACUCCUUCCUCUUUGUAUUGCAUGCAUUUCCUUACCAUUUUCUCCACCACAGCUGCCGCCAUCACUUCUGCUGACACUGUUCAGAUGUUUUGCUGGAACAAUAUCCAAUGUGAAGUCUGGCUUGCACAACAAAUGACUUGUCAUAAUGGAUGUGAGAUGUAUGCAGCUAUUAUUCUGCAUUCUGACAAGUCGAAACUCAAUUCUAGAUAUUUCUAGCUGUUGCUGUGACGGGUCAGUAUGAUGUUAAACAUAUGUGAAAUAAAAGUCACAGUGUAAGUAUGACUAGUAAAAAUGACACUAAUUUCUGAUUGGAGAUAGUUAAACUGGGCUAUUAAAUGUUAAAACAGCUUGUCAUAUUUAACACCGAACUGUCACUGAGCAGUUAGUCAGCUGCAAUAUCACCCAGACUAUAUGUAUUUAAUAGAACUACAGUAAUAAACUUACUUAUGCUGACAUUUUCUGCCAAUCAGGAACAGAUGUCCGUCGAAGAAAUCUGAUGACCUCCAUGCAGGCUUGUUACAGCUGGUUUUGUGACAUGCCUGCUUUUUAUUGACUCCCAUAUAACUUCUUUGAAAUCUGUCAUUUUUAUGUUUUUGUUUCACUUGACCAAACUUUCAAACCUUGUGUUUUCUAAAUUAAUUUCACUACACAUUCCUGCAGUAACGGAUUUACUUUUAGUAGACUUGACUUUUUGCGAGUAUGGAGGAAACAUUCCCAAAACGCUGCUUUUGGGUUGUGAUGCAUGAGGACAUAUGUUCGAUGUGUGAAUCGGAUGCAGUUGGCUCUGUGUGAGAACUGCAUGUCCAGAGACAUGACGUCAUCGCGCACAUAUGUAGUCACCCGGCAGCCCGCGAAACCUGUCAACAUUCACUGCUGGCAAGCAUUUCCAUGGAUAUUACUCACACAGUCAGAAAGAUUUUAAAGCUACUCAGCCUAAAUGUAUUCAAUUUCACUAUUGUCUUAAAGUUGUGUGAAUGUUGUGGUGUCAGCAUGAGACUGUCUUGUGCCAGGGUGAUCAAUGUGUCGAUAAUAUUUCUGUUUUGUUAUAUUUGGAUGAACUGACUUGGACAAGAACGGUUUAAGAAGAUGUUUCUGCGAUAGUGAUGUUUAUUUGUACAGUUUUUAUCAUUAGAAAAAUUAAUUUCCUGUGCCAUCAAAAGUCUAAGUUUGAUUUAGAGCAGUUGUGUAACCCCGAUUUAAUCAACUUUAGCUGUUGGUGUGCAAUGAAAAGCCAUCUGUUGAGUAUUUAUUGUUUUUGGACCAAUUUUGGCUCAUGGUCAUUAUGCUGAGGGCACCCAGAGUUUCUGUUUGGGUAACGGUCCAAGUUAAACCGCCUUCAACUGUGUCUUUAGCUUCUGCUAUUACUAAUUCUGUGGCGUCAGUGAUGGAGCUGUGAUUCUGUAUUUAGACUGAUAAUUGUACUUGUGGCUACAUAGUCAGAGUGUUCAUGUGAAAGGUCAGGCAACGUGGGAUCAUAGCUGCCGCCCUUCGACUAAAAACAAGGAUUUUUGUCACCCCUUUUAAUUCCAUUCUAUGUUAAAUUAUGAACGUAACAAUUCAGAUUUACUAUGGUAAAGAAACAGGCUCCUCAGUAGGAACUCAAUGUGACAAAUCUGAGUACACCUUUCAUUACUGACAUCAAAGUCCUUCAUUUUUCUAUACUUUGCAUGUCCACCUUUCUUUUUGAUGACAGAGUCGGUCCUCUUUGAUAUGGAGGAGACAGAUUAUUGUUCUCUGUAAAACACUCCAAAGGUUUUCUAUUGGAUUCAAGUCAGCCAACACGCUUGUCCAGGUUGUGUUUUAGACUUUUUGUGUGAUUGUGGCUGUGUGCUUUGGAUCAUGGUCAUGCUGGAAUAUUCUGCAGACAGGGAGUCACCUGGUCAGCCGGUAUUUUAAUAUAUCCACAGCCAUUCACUGUGCCAUCUAUAUAUAUCAUCUCGCCAACCCUGUUUGCACUCAUGCAGCUCCAUGUCAUCACAACCCCACUCUGUACUUCACUGUCAGGACUGUGCAUUCACUGUGGUAAUCCUGGUCAGGUUCAAGGCAAACAUGCAUCCUUAAAGGCUCACAUUAUGCACUGCCCUUCAGGUUUACUUCAGUUUGAGCUGUCACAGAAACUCUGAUUUUCAUUGAUUUUCUCUGUGUCAAGUCUGAAAUACCGACCAGUUUGUUUUCCAGAGUUAGAUUGUAGAAGUAGUGCUGUUCAUGGAGUCAUUUUUGGCUCUGAUUAGUGGUACUAUGACUCAUUCUACUCCUCCUGAUCACUGCCAUAGAUGGUCUAGUGUGUCACUGAUCUACCUGCAUCUUUUUUUCGUCUUUGUAAAGUGUCCUAUUUAAAAUCCUUUAGCAGUUCUUUUCCGUGUGGAGCCAUGAUGCUGAUAGACACAGUCCACAGGUCGAAAACCUCUCUAAGUUCUGGUGUUCACAGCUCAUUUAAUAACCACGUUAAUGCAGUUAUUCUGAUUGAAAAACAGUUUUUCUAACUUAUGUGUCAGUGGUCAUAGGUGUAUUCACUUUUGUGGCAUUCAGUGUCUACUUUGGGGCCUAUAUUUUCAAUAUAGUCUUUGUUUUUGAUUGAUCAUAAGAAGAAAUACUCUACAUUUUAACUUAGAAAAAAUGCGCUUAUUGCAAGGUGAUACAGUUUUACAUCAUUUUCCACUGAACCAGGGUCCUUGCAUACUGUAUUAUUUCAGUUAAGUGCAAAUUGAGCUUAAAGAGUAUCAUUUUUUUUGCUGCAUGUGAUGUCUUUUUGUUUUAUAAUUGCUUGAAUAACACAUUUUUCUGCUCGGAUGGUAUUGUGACUCCUGUUUUUAGCUAAUAUCCCUCUAAUUGCAAAAAGGUGAAUGUAAUCUGAAUAAGCCAUACCACAGUGUGCUUAACAUGUUGUCACUCAGUGUCCUUAUGUUGCCAUAUCAUGUCUACCUUUUGUAUAUCAUCGUGAGCGGGCGCUGUGCUCACUUCAGCCCUGUACGACGGCGUCAUCGCCAAUUAUUUUAAUAAAGCACGUUGUGAAUGUCA
Molecule: messenger RNA, 7609 nt
Organism: Amphiprion ocellaris (clown anemonefish)
Lineage: Eukaryota; Metazoa; Chordata; Actinopteri; Pomacentridae
Gene: smcr8a
Product: Smith-Magenis syndrome chromosome region, candidate 8a
Exons: 3
Coding region: 939-3764 (941 amino acids)
Cellular component (GO): guanyl-nucleotide exchange factor complex
Molecular function (GO): GTPase activator activity
Source: RefSeq, a predicted model, not a curated record